Molecule: messenger RNA, 1102 nt
Organism: Pimephales promelas (fathead minnow)
Lineage: Eukaryota; Metazoa; Chordata; Actinopteri; Cypriniformes; Leuciscidae
Source: RefSeq, a predicted model, not a curated record
AUGGUGAUUUCCUUCAACAGGAAGCAAUCAAUCUCCUGGAGCCCAUGACCAAUGACCCGGUGAAUUACGUCAGACAGGGCGCUCUGAUCGCCUCUGCUCUGAUCAUGAUCCAACAGUCGGAGGUCACCUGUCCAAAGGUGAACCAGUUCCGCCAGCUCUACUCAAAGGUGAUCAACGACAAGCAUGAUGAUGUGAUGGCCAAAUUUGGGGCCAUUCUGGCUCAAGGCAUCCUGGAUGCAGGUGGGCGUAACGUGACGAUCUCUCUGCAGUCUCGCACAGGACACACACACAUGCCGUCUGUGGUGGGCCUGCUGGUCUUCACCCAGUUCUGGUUCUGGUUCCCGCUCUCUCACUUUCUCUCCCUGGCCUUCGUACCCACAGCCAUCAUCGGCCUCAACAAGGACCUGAAGAUGCCGAAGGUGCAGUAUCGCUCCAACUGCAAACCCUCCACCUUCGCCUAUCCUCCACCCCUGGAAGUCCCGAAGGAGAAAGAGAAGGAGAAGGUUUCCACCGCCGUUCUGUCCAUCACGGCUAAAGCCAAGAAGAAGGAAAAGGAGAAGAAAGAGAAGGAGGAGGAAAAGAUGGAAGUGGAAACGCAGGCAGAGGCCGAAAAGGAGAAGAAAGACGAGGAGAAGGAGAAGGAGAAGGAAAAGGAAAAGGAAAAAGAGAAGAAGAAAGAGCCAGAGCCAAGCUUCCAGAUGCUGGAGAACCCAGCGCGUGCGAUGCCAGCCCAGCUGAAGGUCCUCACCAUGCCGGACUGCAGAUACCAGCCCUUCAAACCCUUACACACAGGUGGCAUCAUCAUCUUGAAAGACACCAGUGAGGAAGAGGAGGAGCUUGUGGAGCCCGUUUCUGCUCACGGCCCCAAGAUUGAGGAGGAGGAGCAGGAGCCCGAGGCCCCGGAGCCCUUCGAGUACAUCGACGAGUGAGAGGCCUCACCCUACAGGCGGUGACCUCAGCAUGUCCAGGACCACCCCUCUCCAGAUGCCCACCUCUUUUCCUUUUUUAUGUUGUUUCCUCCACUUGACCUAUCACGGCCUCUUGAGGGAUGUUUUACAUGACAGAAUUCAGUCAUUACAAUAAAUCUAAAUGUUGAACCUGA